UGUGGUCGCGCCUGUCUCGGUGCGCGGUUGUGUUACGUUGCUCGCGAAUCCGGUAUUUAUAAACAAACGAAGUGCUAAUUAUUUAUAUCCGUGUGUUUAGGAUAUUUGAUGUGCAGAAAUUAAUUUGUGUCACAGUCCUUGUUAUGUAAAACGCUGGUUGCAAAUAGGUACGGUGUUUAAUGCGUGUUUAAUAUACAGAUAACACAGCGCACGACAUCGGAACAUGUGAACAAAAAGUGUUAAAAUGUGAUAUUAAUUAAAGUGUGGACGUAAUAAACAGUGAUGAAUAAACGUGGCAAGAGAAACGUUGGCAUGAUAAGGCUGGGAAGAUGCGUAGCGUUUUUGGCUGCCGCCGCGUUUUUGCUGCCAUUCACAAUUCUUCUUAUGGUAGCAGACCAACAGUAUAACUUCACGUAUAACUCUAAACGUAUCUUCUAUCAGGAGAGUGACUUCUAUAAAAUAAAUGGGACGUAUUACCCUCCCGUAACGACACCAUUUUAUCGGACUCAGUUCGUGUUUGAGAAUGGCACACGCGAUGACGGUCUUCUCUCGCGUGAGAAGUUUCUGGAAGUCGGUGCGCGGAUGGAUUCCAGGCGAGAGUUUCUUAGGAGCGAAUGUUCUAGACUUGGUCUGGACGGCUCCAGCCAGAAGGCUUAUGCGUGGGAAUACCUCAUCAACCGCCAGUAUCAUGUUAUAUGGUGCAACAUAUUCAAAGCGGCAUCAACAUCGUGGAUGUACAACUUUAAUUUAAUGGCGAAUUACAGCGCGGCAUUUCUCAAUAGAACGAAAGAGGUUCCUUUAGAACUGGCCAGGAAACGUUACGCGAGGCCAACGGUCGAGAUGAUUAGAAAGGCCCAGGGGGACUCCAUCACGUUUCUCAUCGUGAGGCACCCGUUAGAACGAUUGGCGUCGGCGUACAACGACAAAAUAGUACAUGCGUGGCCCAAGUCGUUCCAUGACAAAAUGGGACGUAGGAUCAUUAAGAAGUAUCGAAAGGCAUCAGAAUCAAAACCAGCGCCAAUGGAGAGAUAUCCGGUAUUCGAAGAGUUUGUCUCAUACGUUUUGGAUGAAACGAAGGCCAAACGAACAUUGGAUAUGCAUUGGACGCCCUACACGAGUUUCUGCACUCCAUGCAAGUUCAACUUCGACGUAAUUCUCAAGUUUGAAACCCUAGAUGAGGACCAAAGGUUUUUAAUACAAAUGUCGCGUCUACAAGAUAUCGUUAGGCCUGAGUGGCGGAACAGCGGCAAGGGCACUAACACGCUGCAUAACAUUAACCAUCUUUAUUCGAGACUCAGCAAUUCGCAGUUGGAUGGGCUGUACAAUUUAUACAGAUAUGAUUUCCAGCUCUUCAACUAUACAAUCCAAAAUUAUUAUGACAUCAUUCACAGCGAAGGCACCACAUAUGGAUGAAUAUGAAACCAAACCAAGGGUCAGUAUAUUGGCUAAGACUGAAGUGGAGGAUCGCUUUGAAUCUCGUUAAUCUAAUUCUAAUUUGAAAUAACGGGCAUACUCGCUUAUAUUGCAAACGUCAUAGACAACUAGACGUCUAUAAACAAACGUCAGAAUACUUAAAAGUAAUUAUACUCUGUUAUUAGAAAUAUACUAAAAACCUAUAUUACAAGCUGUAUUCGUGAUCUGAGUAUUCAGACAUUAAUUUCACUAUAAUAAUUUCUAUAUAAUACCUCUGAAUAGUUACAAAUAUUAUUUAUUUCAACUGUUUUUUGUAAGAAUACUUAAAUAAGUAGCAAAUCCAAAGAUUAUAAAAACGUUAGUAUCGUUUUCCCUUUGAUAGAUUUAUUUAAGUUUAUAAUAAGCGAUACCUAGAUACCCUAAUUACUAAGGCGAAAAUCGAGUUUUGAUUAUAAAACUAAAUCGAUCUAAAUACACCCUUUUUACUAAAGUAGUCCGUCUCUUUCUGUCAAAUUGUGUUUACGCUCUGAUGAAAGGUGACAGAUACUUUAGUAAAAAUUUCUUUGAUAAGGGUCUAAAUAUUCACGAUUCAUUUAAUAAAGCUUAGAAUAUCUUACAACUACUGUAAGAACUGUAGUACCAAAGCGUUUGCAGCUAAUAGAUGAUGGCAAUGAUACUCAAAAUAUUAAAACAAGUAAAUUAUUACUAGGAGUAAUAAGUAUGGUAAAUAUAAGGCAUCCAUUAUUUUCCCUUGUUUUGACCGAUGCCGGGAAAAGGAGAGCAAUAUUAAAUCAUAUCACCUUGCAUUUAAAAUAUGUUACAUAAAAUAUUUAAAUGAAUGUUACAUUAUAAAAGUACAAUACAUAUAUGAAAUUUUUUGUAAGAAGACUAUCGUAUUUCAAAACGUCAAGCCUAAAUCUUUUUUAAAGAAGUGUCAAAUGAGUUAUUGUCUAUGGGAUAUGGCUAUAUAAGAGUUGAAAAUGUUUUGAAAUACGAAUCGGAGUUAGUGCUUUAUAAAUAAAAUAAUAUAUUAAUUAGUGUCAAUCUCAUAAAUAUUAAUUACACGAUAGACAAUUAAAAAAUAGAUUGUCCUAGUUUAUUUAUGAACAGCUAAUAAUUAAUUUAUUAUAAAUGUAAUUUAUAUUAUUAUCUUAUAUUGUAUGGUCUAUACAUCAGAAAUAGCGCACAAAAUUAAACGGAAUGACAUUAUUUUUAUAAGUUACGGCUUAAUUAUUGUAAAUACAAUCAACAGGUAUACUGUUUCAAAAUAGUCAAUUAAUCCUCUCAAAAUCUUUUUUAUCACGAAAUAAGGACAGAAAAGUAUCAAAUUUUAAUGGCGUAUUCUGCAAAUUGUCACCUUUUUUUCUGUCUUAUAUGAGCUCGAUAGAUUGUGAAGAUUCAUUCAAUUAUAUGCCACAGAAUAUACAAACGUUCGUAUUUUAUAAUGAAUUUUGUUACUUUUUACAAAUUUGAUUGAUUGUGGUAUAAAUUUUCGUAGGAAAUAUUUCUUACAUAGUAGUACUAUGUAUGUAAUAAAUAAUAUACAUAUUUAGCAAAAUAUGUCAUUGACACAGUUUUAGUACUUCAGAUGUUGUUUAGAGCUUAUUAUAUCUACCCACCAAACUAGUCUAUAUUGAACUAUUAUUACUCUGAUAAAUCAAAUUUCGAGAUUAAUUGUUAUCUAAAUAAGUUCUUCCUAAAAUGUUUAGAUGUAAAUUGUCAUAGACUUUAGAACAAAAAAUUCUUUAACGAAUAUUUAUUGUAACAAAAAUGUAAUAUAAUGUUUCAUGUAAUACUUUAUUAUCACAGAAUGUCUCCCAAAGUGAGCUUGUAUAAAUACAUUUUAUUUGAUAUUCACACAACAUAGUCUUGAACAAAGUUGGUACAACGCCAUCUAGUGACAUUAUUUAACGAAAAGGACUGUCAUUUUAAAACUAAAAUACUACAAUUUUGUAAUAUCAGUUUUGUUUUUUAUAUAUCAGCCAGUUUUUAAUUCUUGUAAAUUACAGAUAGCUCUUUCUUUCGCAUUUAUGUAUAAUAAUUCAAGUUACCUUGGAAGUCUUAGAUCUAGUUGGAAGGAAUAGACCAAAACAUGGCCUAUGAAGAAACUGGAAUGGUGCUAUAGUCCUUUAGAAUUUGAUCUCAUAUCAGAAUGAGACGUGCAUAUUAUGUACUUGUUGCCGCGUUAGCUCCCAUUAGGGAAGGUUGUGUUAUGUUGAUGUUAAAUAAGAUUUUAUUCUUAGUAUAGAGAAAUAAAUAAUAAUAAAUA
Molecule: messenger RNA, 3682 nt
Organism: Pieris napi
Lineage: Eukaryota; Metazoa; Arthropoda; Insecta; Lepidoptera; Pieridae
Product: carbohydrate sulfotransferase 11-like
Exons: 8
Coding region: 283-1413 (376 amino acids)
Biological process (GO): carbohydrate biosynthetic process
Cellular component (GO): membrane
Molecular function (GO): sulfotransferase activity
Source: RefSeq, a predicted model, not a curated record